AUGGCACCCGGCAUUAUCUCCUCAACCAAUGGCGACGCGUUUGACGAAAGCCUGCCAGUUCCCGUUGGCCACUCUGUGUUAAACGGCAGCAAAGGCACCCAUCUGAACGGCACCCACAAUCAUGCCACAUCCAACGGACAUAGCGGUUACCUGAAUGGUGACCGGCCCGCUGGUGAUGUCUUGAACGGUAUCGGCAAAUCCAACGGAGUAGAAAUCCUCAACGAUCUAACCAACGGCAAUGGUGCGGCCACACCAGCCCUAUCUGAAUCCAACCCCGACAUUCCAAUAGCCAUCUGCGGCAUGGCAUGUCGCCUCCCCGGCGGGCUGCAUACUCCUCAGCAGUUGUGGGAGUUUCUGCUCGCCAAAGGCGACGCCAAGUCGGUGGUGCCCGAGUCCCGGUAUAACGUCGAGGCCUUUUAUGACCCCUCAGGUCGACCGGGCACUGUCAAGACCCGGCACGGAUAUUUCCUUGACGUUGACCUGACAAAGGUCGACGGCGCCUUCUCGAGCUUCGUCCGCGGCUCGCUCGAGCGCAUGGAUCCCCACCACAUCCAGAUGAUGGAGGUCGCCCGUGAGAGUCUCGAGGACGCCGGCGUGACUGGCUGGCGUGGCAGCCUUAUCGGCUGCUAUGUCGGCAGCUUCGGCGAAGACUGGAUCGAGAUGAACGCCAAGGAGAACCAGCCGUACGGUGUUUACCGUACUACCGGCUCUGGUGACUUUAUGCUGUCCAACCACGUGUCUUAUGAACUGGACAUUAAGGGACCUAGCAUGACGGUCCGCACCGCCUGUUCGGCAGCAAUGGUCGCCCUCCACGAAGCGUGCCGCGCCAUCCGUCGUGGUGACUGCUCGUCUGCCAUCGUCGGCGGCGCCAACCUGAUUCUUGCCCCAGGCAUGACGCAGGCCAUGAGCGAACAGGGCGUACUCUCGCCUGAGGGCUCCUGCAAGACCUUCUCUGCUGAUGCCGACGGCUACGGCCGUGGUGAAGCUGUUUCGGCUCUGUACAUCAAGCCUCUUGACGCCGCACUGAGGGAUGGGAACCCGGUGCGCGCCAUCAUCAAACAAACGGCAACAAACGCCGACGGCAAAACGCAAGGCGUGUCUAUGCCCAGCACUGAGAGUCAUGAAGCCUUGAUCCGGAAGGCCUAUGAAUUGGCCGGCAUCGAUGACUUCUCCAAGACCACCUUUGUCGAGUGCCACGGCACCGGCACGCCCACCGGCGAUCCUAUUGAGACCAACGCCGUGGCCCGUGUCUUCGGCACCAAGGAGCGUGAGCUGUAUAUCGGCUCCGUCAAGCCGAACCUAGGUCACUCCGAGGGCGCGUCAGGCCUGACCUCCAUCAUCAAGGUCGUCAUGGCCCUCGAGAACCGCGUGAUCCCGCCCAACAUCAAGUUUUCACAGCCCAACCCCAACAUCCCCUUCAAGGAGAGCAACCUCGUCGUGCCAGUCGACCCCACCCCCUGGCCCAAGGACCGCUACGAGCGCGCGAGUAUCAACAGUUUCGGCAUCGGCGGCACCAACGCACACGCCAUUCUCGAGUCUGCUCGCUCGUAUGGCGUGGAGCCGCUGGAUUCGACCUCAUCCCCCUUGUCUACUCUGGGGCAAGAAGCACAAGCAUCCGACGACGAGCCGCAGUUGCUCCUCUACUCGGCGAAUUCGUCAAGCUCCCUCAAGACCACAGUCGACAACUUCCAGUCCUUCGUGGAGAGUAACCCCGACAAACUUUCCCGGUUGGCGUACACACUGGCCAACGGCAGAGAGCACCUCUCCCACCGCGCGUUCGCCAUUGCCACCAAGAGCGGCGACUCGGUCGUGUCCGCUUUCGUCCGGGCGCCGCAGAACUCGCCGGACGUCGUCAUGGUCUUCACCGGCCAGGGCGCUCAGUGGCCGGCUAUGGGUACCGAGCUGCUCCAGCAGGACAACUCGGUGUUCCGCUCGACCAUCCGCUCCCUUGAUGCCGCCCUCAAGGAGACACUACUCACGAAGCCUGAAUGGAGCAUCGAGCGAGAGCUGCUCAAGGUCGGGAAGCAGAGCCGCAUGGACCUGGCUGAAGUGUCCCAGCCGCUCUGCACGGCCGUACAAGUCGCUCUCGUCGACACGUUGGCAUCUGUAGGUAUCCGACCGACUGCCGUCGUGGGCCACUCUAGCGGUGAGAUCGCCGGUGCCUAUGCUGCCGGCGCCCUUACGGCCCGGGAGGCCAUCAUUGUGGCCUGGCUUCGUGGUGUCGCGGCCAAGAUGCAGCAGAGAGCUGGAAGCAUGGCCGCCGUCGGUCUCGGCUGGGAUGAUGUGAAGCUGUACUUGGCUGGCACGACGGCUGCUGUCGCUUGUGAGAACUCUCCGCACAGCGUCACCAUCUCCGGAGACACGCCCGCCGUCGAGGCCGUCCUGGCCAAGAUCAAGCAGUCGCGUCCUGGCGGCAAGGACGUCUUGGCCAGACUCCUCAAAAUCGACAAGGCUUACCACUCCUACCACAUGGCCGAGGUGGGCGAAUGGUACCGCAAGGCUUUGGAAGACCACAACAUCGUUGCUGGCGGAGCCCGCAGCUGUCUCUUCUACAGCAGCGUCACCGGCAAGCUGCUUCAGCCCAGUGAAUCGCUCGGCCCUGAGUACUGGAAGAGCAACCUCGAGAGCCCCGUCCUCUUCUCGACGGCUGUUUCCCAGAUACUCCAGAACCCGGAGUUGGCGCAGCAGCAACCCAAUCGCUCCGUCUUGCUCGAGGUCGGUCCGCACUCUGCAAUGGCCGGGCCGCUGAGGCAGAUCACGGCCAACGCCGUGCCCCCAGUGACGCUGCCCUACGUGUCAGCCAUGAUCCGCAGCCGAAACUGCGUCGAGAGCUAUCUCACGGCCAUCGGCAAGCUCCAUCAGCUGAAUGUGAAGAUUGAUCUUGGCUCUCUGUUGCCUAGAGGCUCAGGAACAAACCCUUUCCUCCCCGACCUUCCCCGGUACGCUUGGGACCAUGAGGAGACGGCUUGGUGGGAGUCGAGAACUUCCAAGGAGUGGCGGCUACGCAAGCACCCUUACCACGAGCUCUUGGGUAUUCGUACGACCGAAAGCACUGAUCUUGAGCCAACGUGGCGUAACGUCUUCCACGUCGAGCAGUCCCCCUGGGUCCGUGACCACAUUAUUGCCGAAAACGUUGUGUUCCCUUUCGCCGGCUACAUGGCGAUGGCGGCUGAGGCAGCUCGCCAGAUCACCGGCCUCGAGGACGGCUAUGCCCUCCGUCAUGUCAUCGUCAGCACGGCGCUCGUCGUCACAGACGGCAAACCCCUCGAGUUGCUCACCACGCUGCGCCCCGUUCGCCUCACGGAUUCCCUCGACAGCAAGUGGUGGGAGUUCAGUAUUGCCUCGCACAACGGAGUUCUAUGGACGAAGCACUGCACCGGACAGGUCCAGUCCCUCAGCCGCACUGUCGACGGCGGUGACGGCGGCGGCAUCCCUGCUGUUCCCGGCGACGAUGCCCGUCACAGCAUGACGCGUACGCUAGGAACACGCAAGGCGUAUGGCAUCAUGCAAGAGGUCGGCCUCCGAUACGGGCCAUUCUUCCAAGCUCUGCAGAACAUCCGAACAGGCACGCUGGAUCGGUCGGCGGCGGCUGAGGUGGAAGUCCCGAAGCUCGAGGGUGGUGCAGCCCAGCAGCCGUACCAUCUGCACCCUAUCAUGCUCGACGCCUGCCUACAAAUCCUAAGCGUUGCGGCGACCAAGGGCUACACUCAGAAGAUGAGCAUGGCAAUUCCCACCCUCGUAGAGGAGCUCAAGGUCUACCGCAGCACGUCCGACGUUGAGCUGUCGUCUGAGGCCGAGAUAAGCAGUCUCGGCGCCAUCACUGGGUCCUGUCGGUGCUUCACAGCCGGCGGCGAAGUCGUUCUCGACAUGUCCGGCGCUCGUCUUGCGCCGCUGCCAGGAGAGGGUUCUGAAGAACGCGCCAAGGACUCUCACUCAACCGCCCGCUACUCUUGGGGCCCCCACGUUGACUUUCUCGACGAGCUUUCGCUUGUUGAUACGCCCAAGACCGAGGAUCGCGAGCUCUAUUUGCCCGCUCUCGAUGAGAUGACACAGCUCUGCCUCGUCUAUGCUCAGCGACGCCUCUCGAACCUCCAAACCAUGCUCCCUUUCAUGGAGAGAUACGCUGCUUGGAUCCGCGAGCAGGCUUCGAGGGCAGACGCCUCCCUGAUUGAGAUGGAGGACUGGGCUCUCUUCGAGGCCAUCAAAGCCAAGCUCCUAGCUCUCCAUGAUACCGCGGCAGCCGGGGCGGCGCUGGCCGUCUUCAAGAUUCUCUCUAGUAUCACCAGCAUUUUCCAGGGCCGUGACAGCGCGUCCAAUGUUCUUCUGGCCGAUGACAGCCUCGCCAAGGUCAAGGCUCUCCGGGAUACUGCCUUUGACACGUCUCGCCUCCUGCGCCAGCUCGCUCGCUCGCGACCAGACCUCCGCGUCCUUGAACUUGAAGCUGGUAUGGGUACGCACACCGCUGAGGCCCUCCGCAGCCUAGUGUACGAAAACGGUGGCCCAAUCAUGUACUCUACCUACACCUUUACCGACCUGUCCUCGGGCGUUGUGACGGCGGCCAAGGAGCGCUUCAAGGCAGCCGCCAACAUGCAAUACAAGACGCUCGACAUCUCACAGCCGCUCGAGGAGCAGGGCUUCGCGGCUGACAACGAACCGGGGUACGACGUCAUCAUCGCAACAAAUGUAAUGCAUGCCACACCCAAGCUCUCAGAAAGCCUGGCAAACCUGCGCCGGCUUCUCCGCCCCGACGGUCGCGUGCUUCUACAGGAGUUCUCGUCCGGCUCGUCCAAGUGGCUGAACUUUGUCAUGGGUGCCGUGCCCCGAUGGUGGAGCGGCGUCACUGACGGUAGGGUCGAGGAGCCUUACAUCGAUCUCGCCUCCUGGAACAAAGUCUUGAGCGGUGCCGACCUGGCCGUCUCCGUCUCCAUGCCCGAUUCGCCGCGCGAGGAUCUCCAGCAGAAUAACCUAAUGAUCAUUCGGCACGCUGAAACUGUGGCCAAGUCCCCGUCUGGCCGUGAGGUCACUCUCCUCUGCCGCACUAGCUCUGAGAACCCUCUGGUUGUGGACGAGCUGAAGAAGGAGCUGGGCAGGGUCGGGUUUGUCGUGACCCAGAGGAAUCUGGGCGACGAGGUACCCCAGGGCGAAGAUGUCAUCGCCCUGCUCGAUCAACAGGACGCCUUCUUCGACGGCAUCGACGAGAAACGGUACGAGGCAUUCAAGAACCUCGUCAGGACCGCCUCUGCCAGCGGCUCCGGCAUCUUCUGGAUCACACGGCUCUGCCAGGUGGCGCCCUAUGAGAGCCCGUUGCACGCGCAAGUCAUCGGCACCGCACGCACACUCCGGUCCGAGGCGGAUGUCGCCUUCGCCACAUGUGAGGUCGACGACGUCGGCGCCUCCGCCGGGAGCAUUGCGACCGUCUUUAGACACUUUGCGACGGCGCGAGAGGCCAAGGCGGCUACAGCCAAGGACGACCCCACUGCUUUGGAUCCCGACUAUGAGUACGCCAUCGUCGACAACGUAGUACACACUGGCCGUUUCUAUCCCUUCUCCCUCGCCGACGAGCUGCAGUGCGCCGACGCGGGAGACAGGGUCGUGCUUGACACGAAGAAGCCUGGCUUGCUUGCGGCCCUUACCUGGAACCGCCGCGUUUCGACGCCACUCGAGGGAAACCUCGUCGAGGUCAAGGUUUCGGCUGCCGGACUAAACUUUAGGGACGUGCUGAGCGCCAACGGCAUCGUUGACAUGCCUGAGGAAGGUUUCGGUCUCGAGGCUUCUGGUGUCGUUUCCGCGGUCGGCCCAGACGUCAAACACCUCCGCGCUGGUGAUCGCGUCUUCCUGUUGAACCGGGGCUCAUUUUCGACAUCCAUCACCAUCCCUGAGGAACUUUGUGAGAAGAUACCCGAUGGCCUGUCUCUCGAGGACGCCGCAACGAUGCCCUGCGUCUAUGCGACUGCAAUCUACUCGCUUUUCAACAUAGGCCGUCUGCAGCGAGGACAGUCCGUCCUGAUCCACAGUGCCUGCGGCGGCGUCGGUAUCGCCGCCAUCCAGCUUGCCCGCAUGGCCGGUGCGGUCAUCUACACGACGGUAGGUAGCGAGGAGAAGGUGAAGUAUCUAAUGGAUACCUUCAACAUCCCCCGAGAACACAUCUUUAACUCGCGAGACAAGUCCUUUGUUGAAGGGAUCAAGUCUGUGACCAAUGGAAACGGCGUUGACCUCGCCCUCAACUCUCUGUCCGGAGAGCUACUGCAUGCCACAUGGAGAUGUGUCGCCGAGUUCGGUAUCAUGGUAGAGAUCGGCAAGCGAGAUCUUCUUGGCUCUGGUAGACUGGAAAUGGACGUCUUCCUGGCUAAUCGAUCAUACUGCUGUGUCGAUCUUGACCAACUUUGCUUCAAGAGGCGGACUAUCUGUAAAGAGCUUCUUCAACGCGUGGUCGAGUGCUACAACGACGGCUACAUUCAACCCGUCCGGCCUGUCACCGUCUUCAGCGCCGGAAAGGUCCGCGAGGCCUUCCGCUUCAUGCAGCAGGGACUUCACAUGGGUAAAAUUGUCAUCAAGAUCAGGGAAACCCCCGAUGCCGAUCCCGAGGAGGAGUUGGUGGCUGCCACACGCAAGAGAGAGGUCUCUCUCGGCGGUAGCGGCGGAGACAACGGCUCGGCAGACGCUUCGUAUCUACUCGUUGGCGGUCUCGGAGGUCUGGGCCAGGGCGUGUCGCGCUGGCUCGUCGAACGCGGUGCGCGCCAUCUCGUAUACCUUUCACGCAGCGCUGGCUCCAAGGAUGAGGACAAACUUUUCAUCGAAGAGCUGCGCAGCAUGGGCGCCCGUGUGACGCUGGUCAAGGGCGAUGUAUGUGAGGGUGCGGACGUCCGGCGCGCUGUUGAGGCGGCGGGCGGCAAAGAGUGCCUCCGCGGAGUCAUGCAGAUGUCUAUGGUCCUCCGCGACCGCUCUUGGGACGGCAUGACGCUCGAAGAGUGGCAGCAGGCCGUCGCGCCCAAGGUCCAAGGCACGUGGAACCUCCAUCUCGCCACACAGGACUGCACCUCGCUGGACUUCUUCGUCCUCUUCUCCUCCAUUUCCGGCAUCGUGGGCCAGCCGGGCCAGGCCAACUACGCCGCGGCCAACACCUUCCUUGAUUCCUUCGCCAGGUGGCGUUUGACCCAGGGCCUCCCGGCAUCUUCAGUGGACAUUGGAGCCGUCGACGACAUCGGCGUCAUCUCAAACAACGAGACCCUCCGCCGCGCUAUGAAGACGACCGGAGCGUACAUGAUCAACGAGGCGGAGCUCAUGGAGGCCAUUGGCGCAUCGGUGCUGCUUAAGGAGGGCCCCGCUACGGGAACGAACUUUGUUCUUGGCCUGGCCUCGACCACGCCGCUCACUAGCUCUAGCAACCGGUCCCUUUGGAAGAAGGACAUGCGCAUGGCAGUGUACCGCAAUAUUUCAACUGGCGAGGACGGAUCUGGGCCGGGCGGCUCGUCGUCGAGUGAGGCCCUCAAGAUCUGGCUUAAAUCAGCACGAGGCGGUGACGAAGGGCUGUUGAAGGAAGAAGGCGCUGUCGACUUCCUGGCUCGCGAAAUCGGCAAGAAGCUUUUCACCCUGGUACUCCGACCCGAGGACGAAAUCCAGACAUCUGUCGCGCUGGCUGAUCUCGGUAUGGACUCGCUCGUUGCUAUCGAGAUGCGUAGCUGGUGGCGCGCGACCUUUGGCUUUAAUAUUAGUAUGCUGGAACUCCUUGGCAUGGGUAACCUCGAGGCUCUUGCUGCUUUUGCAAUUGACGGAAUGCUAAAGGCACUUCAAGAGUAA
This is a messenger RNA of Colletotrichum truncatum, 7797 nucleotides long. RefSeq names its product KR domain-containing protein. The record is from RefSeq and is a predicted model, not a curated record. Lineage: Eukaryota; Fungi; Ascomycota; Sordariomycetes; Glomerellales; Glomerellaceae. Gene Ontology annotation, biological process: fatty acid biosynthetic process; secondary metabolite biosynthetic process. Gene Ontology annotation, molecular function: phosphopantetheine binding; fatty acid synthase activity; oxidoreductase activity.